Messenger RNA from Melanotaenia boesemani (Boeseman's rainbowfish), 10827 nucleotides. Its product is annotated as plexin-A1-like. Gene Ontology annotation, molecular function: protein binding; semaphorin receptor activity. Bases 348 to 6044 code for a protein of 1898 amino acids. Lineage: Eukaryota; Metazoa; Chordata; Actinopteri; Atheriniformes; Melanotaeniidae. The record is from RefSeq and is a predicted model, not a curated record. Gene Ontology annotation, cellular component: semaphorin receptor complex. Gene Ontology annotation, biological process: semaphorin-plexin signaling pathway involved in axon guidance; regulation of GTPase activity; negative regulation of cell adhesion. The transcript has 33 exons.
UGCUGCUGCUGCCUGACAAGCUUUGUAGGAAUGGACGCGUCUUCUGCUGCAACUCUGACAUCCUAAUAUAUAUAUAUAUAUUUAUAUAUAUGUAAAAGAACAUGCCAAGUAGGGCGCAUGCAAAGGUCGGCUUGAUCAGGCUGGUGGCCGACGAUGCUGAGGAUCAGGGGAUGAGGUUAUAAAAACGACAACAGACAAGGAGGAAAAAGCUGAAGAGGACGUUCUUUUUUUUUUUUUUCUUUUUUUUACCAGUAUACCCUGCUGCGUUAUAAGGCUCUGACUGACCCUUUCACGGAUUACGCUCUCAAAAACACCCACUUGCUCAUUUACCCCCUCCCCUCAUCACCAUGUCUUCUCACCUCAAUCCUCCCCUUUUGAUCCUCCCCUUUUUUCUUCUUGUCAUCUCCCUUUCCAUAACUUUCACCUCUACCACUUCUCCCUCCUCCUCCCUGCUCUCCUUUGCUCCUCCAGAGGGAGGUCUCACACAUUUGGUGGUCCACAACAAAACCGGAGAGGUUUAUCUGGGUGCGGUCAACUGGAUCUACAAGCUGUCUAGCAACCUCACCAAACUGCGAAGCCACGUAACCGGUCCUGUCACAGACAACCCUCGUUGUUACCCUCCACCGGGUGUCCAGUCCUGUCCCCACGAGCUGGUGCAGACCUCUAAUGUCAAUAAACUCCUGCUACUUGAUGCUGCCCACAACCGCUUAAUUGCAUGUGGGAGUACUUCCCAGGGAAUAUGCCAGUUCCUCCGUCUGGAUGAUUUAUUUAAGCUCGGCGAGCCGCACCAUCGUAAAGAGCAUUAUCUAUCCAGUGUUGCUGAGGCAGGAACCAUGUCGGGAGUGGUGAUCUCUCCAGAUAUUUUUGGUGGGGGUGGAAAACUUUUUGUUGGCACUCCGAUUGAUGGGAAAUCUGAGUACUUCCCCACGCUGUCGAGUCGCAAGCUGAUGUCUAAUGAGGAGAACGCUGACAUGUUCAGCUUUGUGUACCAGGACGAGUUUGUCUCUUCUCAGCUUAAGAUUCCUUCAGACACGCUGUCCAAGUUCCCAGCAUUUGACAUCUACUACAUCUAUGGCUUCAACAGUGAGCAGUUUGUGUAUUAUCUUACCCUGCAGCUGGACACCCAACUCACUUCACCAGAUGCAAGCAGCGAACAGUUUUUCACCUCGAAGAUUGUCCGCCUGUGUGUUGAUGAUCCUAAGUUCUACUCCUAUGUUGAAUUCCCCAUCGGCUGCACAAAGGAUGGAGUGGAGUACCGUUUGGUUCAGGAUGCUUAUUUGGCCCGGCCAGGAGCCCGUUUGGCACGGUCUCUUGGUAUUCAAGAGCGUGAGGAGGUUCUGUUCACUGUAUUUGCCCAGGGUCAGAAGAACAGAGCCAAGCCGCCCAAGGAGUCAGCUUUGUGUCUGUUCACAAUGAGGCAGAUAAAGGAGAAGAUUAAAGAGAGGAUUCAGUCGUGCUACAGAGGAGAGGGGAAACUCUCCCUGCCCUGGCUGCUCAACAAGGAGCUUGCCUGCAUAAAUUCGCCAUUGCAGAUAGACGAUAACUUCUGUGGCCAGGACUUCAACCAGCCUCUAGGGGGCACAACAGCCAUCGAAGGAAUCCCACUUUAUGUGGACAAGGAUGAUGGCAUGACCUCUGUUGCGGCCUAUGACUACAGAGGAAACACUGUUGUGUUCACAGGCACCCGCAGUGGACGCAUCAAGAAGAUCUUGGUAAACUCCAUUUCCCAGCCUGCUAUGUUGUAUGAGAAUGUGGAGGUGAGCGACGGGACCCCCAUCCUGAGAGAUCUGCUCUUCAGCCCCAAUCAUCAGUUCUUAUAUGCUCUCACUGAUAAGCAGGUCACUCGUGUACCAGUGGAGCGUUGUGAACAGUACACUUCCUGUAGUGACUGUCUAGGAUCAGGAGAUCCUCACUGUGGCUGGUGUGUGCUACAUAACAUAUGUUCAAGGAGGGAUCGCUGCGAGCGAGCAGAGGAGCCUCAGCGGUUCACCACCAGAGUGGAGCAAUGUGUCCAUCUUUCUGUCCACCCUGAGACUGUCUCUGUCACCAUGUCUGAAGUGCAGUUGGUGCUGCAGGCGCAGAAUGUACCCAGUCUGUCCGCUGGAGUGAACUGCUCUUUCGAGGACUAUGUAGAGACAGAAGGACGCAUCUACAGUGGAAGGAUCUUCUGCCUGUCUCCCUCUACAAAAGACAUUGCACCAAUCACACGAGACCAGGGUGACCAGCGCAUUAUAAGGUUGUAUCUCAAGUCAAAGGAGACGGGAAAGAAGUUUGCCAGCGUCUUUUUUGUCUUCUACAACUGCAGCGUCCACCAGUCGUGCCUGUCCUGCGUUAAUGCAAACUUCCCCUGCCACUGGUGCAAAUAUCGCCACAUGUGCACGCAGGACGCCAGCGACUGCUCCUUCCAGGAGGGCCGAGUCAACACUUCACAGGAGUGUCCUCAGAUCCUGCCUUCCACUCAGAUCUAUAUCCCUGCUGGGGUAAUGAGGCCGAUCACGCUGCUGGCUCAGAACCUUCCACAGCCUCAGUCCGGGCAGAGAAAUUACGAGUGCAUCUUCCACAUCCAGGGCAGCACGCACAGCGUUCCUGCUCUGAGGUUUAACAGCACAAGCAUACAGUGUCAGAAGACCACGUACGACUACGAGGGCAGCGAUAUCAGCGACCUGCCGGUUGACCUCUCUGUGGUGUGGAAUGGAAACUUUGUCAUUGAUAACCCUUUCAACAUUAAAGCCCACCUGUACAAGUGCAGGGCGUUACGGGACAGCUGCGGGAUGUGCCUGAAAGCUGACCCCAGGUUUGAAUGUGGUUGGUGCAUCCAAGAAAAGAAAUGCUCCCUGAGGCAAGAGUGUACUGGAGGAGGAAAUUCCCACCUGCCACUGCAGCUGGCUGAAGGUGGAGGGUGGAUGCAUGCCACAUCUGGAAACAGCCGUUGCACCCACCCUAAGAUCACUAAGUUAUUCCCUGAGACGGGGCCUCGUCAAGGGGGAACCAGGGUGACCAUCUGGGGGGAAAACCUGGGUCUGCAGUUCAGAGACAUCCAGAUGGGUGUCAAGUUGGGAAAGGUGCCCUGUGUGCCAAUCGAGGAGCAGUAUUUGAGUGCCGAGAGAAUAGUGUGUCUGCUGAACGAUGCUACCGGCUAUAGGGUCCAAGAAGCUCAGGUGGAGGUGUGUGUUAGAGACUGCAUCAACGACUACAGAGCCCUGUCGCCAAGGCCAUUCACCUUUGUGACUCCAUACUUCACUCGUAUCCAGCCAUCCCAGGGACCAAUCUCAGGUGGCACUCGGGUCACUAUUGAAGGAAGCUACCUGAAUGCUGGCAGCUAUGUGUCUGUUAGCAUCGGACCACAACCCUGCCACUUCAAAAGAAGAAACGCCCGUGAGAUAGUGUGUGUUACACCAGCUGGACUGGCACCAGGUACAUCAUCGGUCUUGGUAGACAUUGAUGAUGCUGAGCUCAGAAAUCCAGAAGUCAAAUUUAACUACACUGAAGACCCCACGGUCCUGAGAAUAGAACCUGACUGGAGUAUUGCCAGUGGUGGGACUCUGCUGACAGUGAGUGGGACCAACCUUGCAACCAUUCGAGAACCAAAGAUCCGGGCAAAGUAUGGGCAGGCAGAGUCCUUUCAUAACUGUACUGUGUACAACAACUCGGUCAUGGUGUGCCUCGCACCGUCAGUGGCCGAUUCAGAACUCGGUUUCUCUGAGACUGGCACCGGCCCAGAUGAGAUCGGGUUCUACAUGGAUAACGUCAAUGCUCUGGUGGUGGUCAAUGAGACAUUCAGCUACUACCCUGACCCUGUGUUUGAGCCGCUGAGUCCAUCUGGUGUGCUGGAGCUAAAACCCACAUCACCACUAAUUCUCAAGGGUCGUAACCUGAUCCCAGCGGCUCCAGGUAACAGUCGCCUCAACUACACGGUGCUGAUUGGAGAGACUCCCUGUAUCCUCACCCUGUCCGAGAGCCAGCUGUUGUGUGAAUGGCCCAACCUCACCGGACAACACAAAGUCACGAUCCGUGCUGGCGGAUUCGAGUAUUCCCCUGGAACUCUCCACAUCUACUCUGACAGCCUGUUAACGCUUCCUGCCAUCAUUGGUAUUGGAGGGGGAGGCGGUCUUCUCCUGUUGGUCAUCAUUGCUGUAUUGAUAGCCUACAAGAGGAAGUCAAGGGAUGCUGACCGCACUUUAAAACGUCUCCAACUCCAAAUGGAUAACUUGGAGUCCAGAGUGGCCCUGGAAUGUAAAGAAGCGUUUGCUGAGCUUCAGACAGACAUCCAUGAGUUAACCCAGGAGCUGGAUGGAGCAGGGAUUCCCUUCCUGGAUUACCGGACUUAUGCAAUGAGGGUCCUGUUCCCUGGAAUUGAGGACCAUCCUGUGCUCAAGGAGAUGGAGGUACGGGUCCAGGCAAAUGUUGAGAAGGCCCUCACACUGUUUGGCCAGCUACUGACCAAGAAGCACUUCUUGUUGACUUUCAUUCGAACCUUGGAGGCACAGAGGUCAUUUUCAAUGCGGGAUAGAGGCAAUGUGGCAUCAUUGAUCAUGACGGCCCUGCAGGGGGAGAUGGAGUACGCCACAGGGGUCCUGAAGCAGCUGCUGUCUGACCUGAUAGACAGAAACCUGGAGAGCAAAAACCACCCAAAACUCCUGCUCAGAAGAACGGAGUCGGUCGCUGAGAAGAUGCUGACCAACUGGUUUACUUUCCUCUUGUACAAGUUCCUCAAGGAGUGUGCUGGGGAGCCUCUGUUCAUGCUGUACUGUGCCAUGAAGCAGCAGAUGGAGAAGGGGCCCAUUGACGCCAUCACGGGAGAAGCCCGCUACUCCCUCAGUGAGGACAAGCUCAUCAGGCAGCAGAUUGACUACAAAACACUGACACUGCACUGUGUUAACCCAGAGAAUGAGAACGCCUCCGAGGUGACGGUCAAGUGUCUGAACUGUGACACCAUCACUCAGGUCAAAGAGAAGCUGCUCGAUGCUGUUUACAAAGGCAGCCCCUAUUCACAAAGGUCAAAGGCUUCUGAUAUGGACCUCGAAUGGCGUCAAGGAAGAAUGGCCAGAAUCAUUCUGCAGGAUGAAGAUGUCACAACUAAGAUUGACAAUGACUGGAAAAGACUCAACACGCUGGCUCAUUAUCAGGUAACAGACGGCUCGGUGAUUGCCCUGGUGCCAAAGCAGAACUCUGCCUAUAACAUCUCCAACUCCUCCACCUUCACAAAAAGCCUCAGCAGAUACGAGAGUAUGUUGAGGACGGCCAGUAGUCCGGAUAGUCUACGAUCCCGAACCCCAAUGAUCACACCUGAUCUGGAGAGUGGGACCAAACUGUGGCAUCUAGUGAAGAACCACGACCACUCCGACCAGAGAGAGGGUGACCGAGGCAGCAAGAUGGUGUCUGAGAUCUACCUGACCAGGCUGCUAGCCACAAAAGGUACAUUACAAAAGUUCGUAGACGAUCUUUUUGAGACUAUCUUCAGCACAGCUCACAGAGGCAGCGCGCUGCCACUGGCCAUCAAGUACAUGUUCGACUUCCUGGAUGAGCAAGCCGACAAGCACUCCAUCACAGACUAUGAUGUACGACACACCUGGAAGAGCAACUGCCUUCCUCUGAGGUUUUGGGUGAAUGUGAUCAAGAACCCCCAGUUUGUAUUUGACAUCCAUAAGAACAGUAUCACAGAUGCUUGCCUUUCUGUGGUGGCUCAGACCUUCAUGGACUCCUGUUCGACAUCUGAGCAUAAGCUGGGAAAAGACUCGCCUUCAAAUAAGCUUCUCUACGCUAAAGACAUCCCCAACUACAAGAACUGGGUAGAGAGAUAUUACUCCGACAUUUCCCGUAUGCCGGCAAUCAGCGAUCAGGACAUGAGUGCCUACCUAGCAGAGCAGUCUCGUCUCCACCUCAGCCAGUUCAACAGCAUGUCUGCACUGCAUGAGAUCUACACCUACAUCAUUAAAUACAAAGAUGAGAUCUUGUCGGCACUACAGAAGGAUGAACAGUCACGCAGACAGCGGCUACGUGGCAAGCUAGAGCAGGUCAUCGACACCAUGGCCCUGGCCAGCUGAGAACCGCCCAAUCACGUACCUCAGCUUGUGCCGAACUGGCCAACCAACACGCCUUCCCUGACAACCUUUGACACCCUGUGACAUUUGACCCUCGACGUUUAAAGUCUGUUGUUAUCACACUCACAAGCUACAACCUACAGCAGCGGAAAAGACUGCGAGGAAACAAGCACCCAGCAGCAGCAGCACACUGGAGAGACAGCAGCAUUUGGAACUAAGGCCUCAAAAGCCUCUUCCUUUUUUCCUCUCUUUUUGUUCUUCUCUGAGCCACCAACCGUACCAUAAUCGACCAAAUCAAAUGCACCCCCAGCCUCACACAGGUGACCAAAAACAUUUUUCGCUGGGGCAAAAAUGCUGCAGGAAAGGUAAAAGACACCAGUUUAUAUCUCUACACUUCUUAAGCGACAAUUCAGACUGUCAGCCUAUUAAAAAAAAGAAAAAGAAAAAAAAAGAAGAAAGAAUUCAGGAUAUUUUAUUGUUGUACUUGAUCUUCUGUUGCCAACCUCCCCAAGGAGGUCAAAGGUGAGGGACAGCUUCAGAGCAGCAGCCACAGAACUGAGACAGAGACGCUGCAGGGUGGCUGCUUGGCAACAAGCUGCUGCCGAUGCAAGAGGAAGAACUCUGCUGGAAAACUCUUCCUCUCAUACCCGUACCUGCUCUCCUGCUCUCGAGCAAGCAGUCAAACAAGGAACAGUGCCGCUUUCAUAACCCUGCAUUUGAUUUGUGUCAUUGCAUUUGAUUCUUUCUCUUCCCUUCCUGCCUACUCUCCCCAGUGCUGUGCCACUUGUGUUACUGCUGAAUUUGCACAACAAAGCUAAAUCAAAAGAGAGAAGAGGAUAUAUGAAUAUAUAUAUAUAUAUAGAUAUAUAAAUACAACUCUUUGUUUGUAAAACAGAUGAAAUUUGAAAAAAGGUUUUCCAUUUCAAUGUACAAAAGAUCCAUUUGAGAUUUGAUAUUUCCUAGAUGAAAAAUUAAGAAAACACAAGGAAAAAGUUGUCUUGUGCCAUGUUUUACUUUGAAUGUCGUUUAGUGCAAAAAACAAACAAAAAAAAAAACUUCUUUUCGUUAGAUAAAACGUGCUAUUAUAAAACUGUUGUCAUGCUUAGUGACUGAGAGUUUAAAAAUAGGUAAAUGGCAAAAAUAUAUAUAUAUAAUUCAGACACUUUCUAUGUUACAUGAGGUUUUGGGGCCAUUUUGUGCUACAUCUUUGGCUCUGAAGAUAGUAAAGACGAAUGAUGUCUGAAAGCCGCCUAUGAGCCAACCAACCUACAGUGCUUUGUGUUUGUUUUAGCGAAACCAAAUACAUAACGGUCAGCUGAUUUACAUGAGGCAAAGUCAUUUUAUGUGGGAGGAGAUUCCUGGAACACUUUUGCUUUACAUCUUCUUGAUCUCGUUUUUAAACCCUCACGUUUUGUCUGAAACUAUUUAUAAGGCGUUCCCUUCUAAAUGAAGGCUAAUUGAGCUGUGCAGAAGAAAGUGAAUCAGUGUUGUCCUUUUUUCUUUGUUUUUUUUUUUAGAUUUUAAGCCCACAGUGAAGACUGUAAAGCUAACAAGCGCAUUUUUGCAAUGUGAAUGUGUUUUUUGAAAAGAUAAUGAAAUGUAGCUUGACAUUUGUGAGUGUUUUUGUACAGGUUGAAGGCCUUUCUCUCUUUGUGUUCUGUGGUUUUAUAGGAGGUAAAAAGAAAAAGAAAAUUUUCAAGAUGUUUUCCUGCCACAGUCUGCUGCACCACAUUAACUUUCAGUACUUGGAAAAAUCAUAGAUCCUUUUACAUUAUGCUUCCCUACAUGUGUACAAGGCUUCUUUGGAGGGCUGGAAAAAUAGGCAUAUGAUUGAAACUAUAAAAACGACUCAACCAUCCUGUAAAAGUUCAUCAUGAGUUACAGAGCACCAGACUAGGUAUAUACACCAUCAGAUCACAUGGAUGUGUUAAACAAACAUAUGGCUCCUAUUUAUAAAAAUAAAAUCUAGAGUUCAGUGUAUCACAUGCGCCUUUUUAAACGAUAUAACUUUUAAGGAAACGAUACCAAUACCUCAACAACAAUUAUUUUUCUUCCUCUUCUGCAGUGCUUCCCCUCAGAUUUGUUCUCUGUGGUGGAGUGUAAAGACCUUGGCAUUAAAAAUUGUAAUAGCUGCUUCAUGGACGAUGCAGAUUAAGGAUAAAAGGUUUUAAUUAAAUUGGAUUUAUGUAAUCCAGCAUCUGUUUCCAGCUGUCCAACAAACCCAUUUUUUGUAAAUGGAUGCCAAGCGGACGUUAUUUUUUGUUUGUUUGUUUGUUUGUUUUUUGGGGGGGGGGGGUAUUUUUAAAAAAAUGUCCAUGUCUAUGUGGAGCCUAAAAAAAACUACAUAUCACAUUUUUAAGUAUAGCAUUCAUUUGAAUGAUAACCUGAAUUAUCUGAGAGGUAUUGGUACAGUAUGUCCAAUCCUAAUAGCUGCAAUUUACUGGUUAAAAAAAUGCAGUAUGCUCUAUUAGUUUGUAUUCACACCUACAUAGAAAUGAACAUUUAGAGCUCUCAUGCUGAUAUUAAUCUUCCAUUCAAGCCAUUCAUCUGACAGCACAUAAAUGUGUCCCAAGACAUACUGAACUGUUCUGUAUGUGCUUCAAUACUUGAACCACUUAUCUACACAGGGUAAAACAACAUGCAGAGCAAGCUGGCCAAAGCCUUUUCCAUCCACAUCAUGAGAACAACUCUGAGAAGAGAUUAUCGUGAACAUCUGCUUUUCAGUUCUUCCUAAAAAAAAAAAAACAAACAAAAAAAAAAAAAAUUCCUUGCUUAAAGUAUUUUGUGUUUGUAUUUUUUCGUGUGUGGUGAAAUUUAGGCAAGAUUACUUCCAUGUACAGGCACUCAUUAACAUGACUUAAACUGUGUGAGGAUGUGGACCACUGCUUUCAUGUCACUUGUUCUUCUGAUGAAAACUUGUAGACUAUUUUGGUGAUUUAGAAAGAUUAAUGGAGCUUCCCCCUUGAUUCAAUUUGUGGGGAGGGAAGAAAAAAAAAGUAAAAAGAAAAAAAAAAAGCAACAUGGCAAGAUAGGAUCGACUUGGUCUCUGAUGCUUUUGUUUCUUACAUUUCUUCUUGUUUUCUGCCAUAAAAAAAAUCAUGGAAGGCAGAGGAAAUGCUUUGAAGGCUAUGGUACCUUUUCAUUUUGUAUUCCCUCACAUCUGAGGAGUUUCUUUUUCUUUGUGGAGACAAAAACAAACGGUUAAGGAGAAGGGUGGAGGGAGAGAUUCUCUUGACGACAGCAUAUAAGCGUUCAAUGUGCCUUGUCGGCCUUUUUCUGCAUAGAAAAUGAUUGCAUCUUUGUUGCAUACAUAAAAGAGUAUGAUUCAAGUUCAAAUAUUCCAUCAGAAAAUGGACAAAGAAACCAUUUUUACUAUGUGAUCUUAAAAGAGUAAUACAAUAUUUUAUGAAAUAUUCUAAAUUCUUUUCCACAAUGAGAUUAUAAGACUGGUGCAGUUUGUGCUUUUAUGUCUGGUGCUCACAGACAUGUUUAGCCUAGUUUAAAACAAACAAGUUCAGAGUCUUGCCCUUUAAGUCUAGAAAAAUAUGCCCACAGAAUCUUUAAAAGCUGCUUAAAUUAUGUCUUGUGCGUUUACCAUUUCCUACAAGAAAGAGUAAACACAAUGUUUUUUAAGGAAGUGAAACAUGCUGGAAUUACUGUAUGAUGUGUGUAGUAAACAAUAAGUAAAAAAAAAAUUCUUCUAAGAAACAAUCCACACGUUCAACUGACUUCAAUCCACGUGACUCAUGUUCCUCAGUUCUUCUCAAUCUUUGCAAACUUUGUUUAGUUUUAUUUUAACCCUUCAGUUUCAUCAUUUACUGGGUUUUGGUUAGAAAACAUCAGACAGACAUAUACAGUACAAAUGACAUAAAAUGAAGUACCGGUAUUUAAAGAAACUUCCAUAAAGGUAUAAAAGCUGUAGUUAGCAUCACCAAAGCACUAGCUAUUUGUGUCUGCUGCAAUAAAAUGUAUUUUACUGAUUAUUUCAUCAUUUGCCAUUCUAUCAAAUUAGAACAAAACUUUGAUCCUCUAGACAUAAAUUCAUUUUUCUACUAUUGAAACACAAACAGUUUAAAGGUUUUUAACUUCCCAUUACGAUGUGUAGUGUCUGUUCCUGCCAUCACUAAGACUAAAUGGUAAAAAGAGCUUUUAACUACAUUCACUGUCCACUUGAUCUAAACUACUCUCAUAUCUGUCCAUCACAUGUGAAAACAGUUUAAAUAAGUUUAGCAUUAAAGAGUGGAGGGAGAGGUAAAAAGAUACCUUAUUUCAGCUGAUGAUUAACAUGACACUUAUUUUGUUUUUGAACAGAGACCCAUCGGCAGAGUCCCCUUCCAUCUAGGUUUUUGACAACAGUGGCACUGUCGUGUUCCUCUAUUUAAACAAAAACAUUGCCAAUUAGUACUUAUUCUAAAUUUGAGAUAAUUAUAGAAACAAAACAAAACAUCCAAAUUACAUUACGUUUAUAGUGGAGUGCAAAAUAAAGUAAAGGUUUAUGAUUUUCUUUUUCUUUUUUUCAACUCAUUUCAAGGCACUUUUAAUGUAAUCCAAUUAUAAUACAAUUGAAUCAAAUUGAUUAAAAUCUACAUUAGUCAAAUUAAUAAGAGCCAUGUUUAUAUAAGUUUAUGAAAAGCUGUCUUGCUAAGGAAACCAACAAAUCAGAUUUGAUUUAAUCCCCUAAUCAUGAUUAUGACACCAUAUUGGGUGAAUACUAUGAAAAUUGAUAUGAAUAAUUAAGGAUAUCACCUCUCCUAGGCUACUGAAAUGUCGCUUGUACGUCACUUCC